GACAGCUGAUUAUGUUUGUUUGCAUUUGAAUGUAUUAUUGCAUGUGACAUUCACACAUUGAACUAUACACAAACUGUACUAUAAACUUUAGAUUUACACACAUAAAUCAGGCAACUCGAAGUCACGACGUUCUCUGGCUACAGCAACCGAGUAAAUGGGUUGACAUAUUACACACUUGCCAACGUUGUGAUAUACACGAACACUAGAUUUGGAUAAAAGAAGAAUACACAUUUAAAACUUAAAAUGUAAACAUCGCUCCACUAAUAAACAAACAAAGUAUAAGUAAAAACUAUCAAAUGUCGAUGUAGAACUCUCUGAAUGCACUGCAUCAAGUGACUACCAAAGGCAGCAGGUCAUCAUUAUGAAGGUAUUAGGGAUUGAAUUUGCACCUUUGAACAUUCCGUUACACAGACGACUGGAGACAUUGGCAGUGUUACAAUGGACCCUGUGUUUCUUAGGUCUUGGGUUUGGAUGCCUUUUUCUAAGUAUUUACGUGUUGUUCCAUACCAAAUAUUACUGGAUUGUUCUCCUGUACCUGCCUUGGUAUUACUAUGAUAGGAUGACGCCAACAAAUGGUGGGAAUCAAAAUGCCUGGGUCAGACGAUGGAGAGUCUGGCGCUACUUCUGCAAUUAUUUCCCGAUAAAGCUUCACAAAACUGCCGAAUUACCGCCAGAUAAGAACUACAUUCUCGGCUACCAUCCGCAUGGAAUAAUGUCCGUUGGAGGGUUCGGGAACUUUGCAACAGAGGGCACUGGAUUUGCAUCAAUCUUUCCCGGGUUAACAGCGAGGCUGUUGAUUCUAAGAGGGCAAUUUAUGUUCCCGUUUUAUCGAGAUUAUCUAAUGUUAUCAGGUGUCGUUGACUGCAGUAAGGAAAGUCUAGAAUGGCACCUGACGAAAGAGGGCACUGGCAACGCCUCUGUUCUUGUGGUUGGCGGGGCAGUCGAAGCAUUGCGGGCUCGUCCCAAUACAAAUACAAUCAACUUAAAAAAUAGAAAAGGAUUUAUAAAAAUUGCUUUGAAACACGGGGCAAGUUUAGUGCCCGUCUUCUCGUUUGGAGAGAACGACGUAUUUGAUCAAGUACCUAAUCCGGAAGGUUCCUUCUUGUUUAACCUACAACAGAAAAUGACACGUAUUUGCGGGUUCUCAAUGCCGAUAAUCCAAGGAAGAGGCGUAUUUAAUUAUACGUUCGGUAUUUUACCGUUCAGACGUCCAGUUAAUACAGUUGUUGGAGCUCCAAUUGAUGUGGAGAAGUGUAGUAACCCUAGCCAGGAGCAGAUAGACAAAUUACACGCCCAUAUUGGACAACUGCCAAAGAUCAGAAUGAUGCAAACAAUGAAAAGAAUUAUAAGACAAACGACAGCAGCAGUUUCAGGUAUAAAACAUCAUUCUGAAGUUAUCGCUUGGACCACAAGGGCCACCUGGUUAGAGGGCAAAACAGAUCCCCAAGGUUGCAAUUGCAAUGGGCGUGAUGGUAGAGAUGGCUUAGUUGGACCAAAAGGGCCACCUGGCCCAGAAGGCAAAACAGGUCCCCAGGGUUGCAAUUGCAAUACACGUGAUGGUAGAGAUGGAUUAGUUGGACCAAAAGGGCCACCUGGCCCAGAAAGCAAAACAGGUCCCAAGGGUGUAUGUUGCAAUUGCAAUACACGUGAUGGUAGAGAUGGAUUAGUUGGACCACAUGGGUCACCUGGUCCAGAAGGCUAA
Owenia fusiformis is the source of this 1702-nucleotide messenger RNA. The record is from the annotation of a GenBank genome assembly. NCBI's taxonomy places the organism in Eukaryota, Metazoa, Annelida, Polychaeta, Sabellida, Oweniidae.